This is a messenger RNA of Notodromas monacha, 3254 nucleotides long. NCBI's taxonomy places the organism in Eukaryota, Metazoa, Arthropoda, Ostracoda, Podocopida, Cyprididae. The record is from the annotation of a GenBank genome assembly.
UCUCUCUUCAUGAAAUUCAUCUGGAUGAACACCUUCACGAACAUAAAAAAGCAAGCCAAAAUUCUGCCAACCGCCUUUAUCCGUUAAAUGAGAAACUCUUGAAGAUAUUUUUCUUCCGACAAACAGUUGCUGAAAACGCUACGGAAUAUUACGUGCUCAAGUAAUUUUGAUUCGAUGGGAAUCCAGACCGAAGAAAGCCGAACAGCGUCAAUUGCUCAUCACGAAGAGUCAUUCAAAUCGGGAUCCCAUUUUACAAGCAACCCUGACACUAUCCUUGAAGAAUUUUCAGACGAGACGUCGUUGAAAACAGACGACGACAAUUCUUCCUUUGAUGGCCCUGGCACAAAUAACUCGGUCGGCUCCGCAGUUUUGUUCAUUAAUGAGGCCCUGGGAGCCGGAAUAAUCAAUUUUCCUUACGCUUACAAAAUGGCUGGUGGGAUCGCGAGUGCGCUAGGCAUUCAACUGAUAUUUGGUUUAUUGGCAUAUCCUCCGCAAUUGAUACUGGCAUUUUGCGCGGAUCAAGUCCGGCGUUCGACAUAUCACGAGGUCAUUUCUGUGUGCGGAAAGCUAUGGAGCGUUUUGGCAGCAAUAGUCAUCAUGCUCUUCGCCUUCGGAGUCUGCACGACUUACCAAAUCACGAUUGUCACGCAAGCAGACAACAUUCAGUUUUUGAAGCGUUUCUGGGCACCGAUUUCCAUAAGUACUGGUACACGCACCGAGCCUUCAUUUUAGCAGUGACCUCCAUCUUGCUCAUUGCGCCGUUCAUUUUUCCGAAGAAGAUUGAAUUUAUCAAAUAUGUCAGUUUUUUAGGUACUUUUGCCGUGACGUACUUGGCGGUGUUGAUCGUUAUUGAGUACCUAGCGACGGAAAAUGAAUCUGGGCCGGUGCCGACAAAACCAGAAAAAAUUUCUGACAUCAUAUUUCUCAUCCCGACAAUUUGUUUCGCAUAUCAGUGCCAUAUGGGAAGUGUUCCAAUUUACGCCGGUCUGCAAAACCGGACUUUGCUGAAGUACGGGACCAUUGUCGGGCUAGUGUUUAUUUUCGUGACAAUCAUUUACGCAAUGGCUGGAAUUUUCGGUCUGUUAACCUUUGGCUCCAAAGUAAAUCACGACAUUUCCCGGGGUUACGACGCAAAAAGGCCUGAAGUAAUCACGCUAAACGCCGCCAUCUUCUUGGCACAGAUUGCCACCUAUCCGCUAAUUUGCUUCUGUGGAAGGGAAGCUGCGAGAAAUUUACUGCUCACAUCAAUCAACAAAGACAGAAAUGAUCUGAGCUCGAAGGAAGAAUUCUGGUACAGAAUAAUUCUGAGCAGUAUUUGGCUGCUAACGACAACAAUUUUAGCAAUAUUUGUGCCAAACGUCACCGUUAGCAUUCGCGCUGUUGGAGGAUUAGCUGCUCUGCUGAUUUUCUUUUUCCCCGGUUUAUGCUUGAUUUUCGUUUUGCAACAAAAACGAGAUGCACUGACAUCCGUCGGGAUUUCUGGUAGAAUAUUGCCGGCAUUCUGGAUUUUGGCAGUGUUCUACGUCUUUUUCGGCAUAAUUUUGUUCGUCGGCACCACGAUGAAAUCCGUCUACGAAAUACUUUCCUUCAUGGCGGAAGGAUUAAAGUCGGAUUCGCCUACGGAUCGAGGAUCCAAGGAUGGGUUGGAUUCUGAAGUGAGACCCAGUCAAGAAGGGAAAGAAGGGCUUGAAGGAGAGGAUGAUGAGGCUAAACGGGGAAAUGGUUCCGGCGAAUACGAGUUCGCGGGAACCAAUAACAUCCCGGGUUCCAUUUCCUUGUUCAUCAAUACUGCGUUGGGUUCCGGGAUUCUCAACUUCCCAUACGCUUACAAGGUUGCUGGUGGAGUUGCCAUUGGUUUGACAUUCCAGUGGAUUUUCGGAUUUUUGGCCUCCCCACCGCACGUGAUCUUGGCCUACUGUUCUGACAAGACCAAGAAAAACACCUAUCAUGAAUGCAUGUCCUAUUGCGGCAGAGCUUGUAAAGUUAUCGCUGCCGUCGUCAUCGUUUUAUACACGUUCGGUGCUUGUGUCACUUUCCAAAUCAUUCUCGGAGACCAGAGUGACAACCUUUUCCUGGCGUUCCUUGGCUCUGAUUUCGAUACCCAUUGGUACAGCAAUCGGAAAUUCACGAUAUUCUGGACCGCUGUAGUAUUCGUUGCUCCGUUCGUUUUCCCGAAAAAAAUGGAGUUCAUCAAAUAUGCAAGUUUUUUCGGCACAGCCUCUGUCAUCUACAUGACGCUGCUGAUCGUGGUGCAGUUUUUCGUCGUGAAGACGAACCCCGAGAUCCCAACAUCGCCAAACCACUGGUCCGACGUUAUCAUGCUGGUCCCAACAAUGUGUUUCGGGUACCAGUGCCACUUGAGCAGUAUUCCCAUCUACUCGUGUCUCCGCGGUCGCGACUUCAAGACCCACAUUGGGAUAGUAGCGUUUAUCAUGACGUUCGUCACCAUCACAUACACUCUUGCUGGCACCUUUGGGGUCCUCACCUUUGGCAUCAAUACCCCGCAUAACAUCACUUCCGGUUACGACGCUUCCCGGAUCGAAGUCCUGCUUUUGAGUGUGGCAAUCGCCGUGGCGCAGGUUGCCACGUAUCCGAUGCUCUGCUUCUGUGGAAGGGAAGCUAUGGGGAUACUUUACCUGGAAGCGUUUCGCAUUCCCAAGGAAUCAACCGUAGGAAGACCGGAACUCAUCCGGAGAGUGGUCAUCAGUGCCCUGUGGCUGCUUGCCUCUACGUGUAUUGCAGCAUUUGUUCCUAACAUCACUGUUGCCAUUCGUAUGAUUGGCGGGUUGGCUGGCCUCAUCAUCUUUUUCUUUCCAGGUCUUUGCUUGUUCAACGUUGUCCAAGAAGACCCGGACAAGAAAGGAUUUUGGCCCGAGAAGAGGAGAUCAAAAAUCUUGCUUGUUGCAUCGUUUUUUUACAUGCUCUUUGGCUUCGUUUUAUUUAUUGGCACAACCACAAAAGCAGUGAUGGAAAUAGCUAAGGGAUCAGGUACGAACUAUGACAGGAUUCCCGAAGUGGCUCGUGUUUGAACCAACAAAUCAGGUUCAAGUGCCUUUCAAUGAGGUUUCCGCUCAAGAAGAACGAGAAGUAAAUCUUUUCGGUCACAAGCAUCUUCUCUCACCUUAUUCCAUACCCCUAAUUGUGUCGUCGUUUGGAAUGAAUUUGAAUGCUAGUUGUUCAAGAGCAUUGAGUCAUUGAUGUGCGUGGUUGUGACAAUAUGUGUCGUUAAAAUCACGAUUUGAAAUUUCCCUGUA